Hyaloscypha bicolor E is the source of this 1179-nucleotide messenger RNA. RefSeq lists its product as uncharacterized. The coding region runs from base 1 to 1179 and encodes 392 amino acids. The transcript is spliced from 2 exons. Lineage: Eukaryota; Fungi; Ascomycota; Leotiomycetes; Helotiales; Hyaloscyphaceae. The record is from RefSeq and is a predicted model, not a curated record.
AUGGAUUCCAUAUCCAUCACAGCAACUUGCAUCGGCCUAGCCUCGACCAUCACCCGCACCUCUCUCGUCGUGAUCGGAUUCGUGAAGGAUGUCCGCGCAGCACGUAGCGACCUGGACGCCGUCUCUCGUGAACUCGUCUCCCUGAAGACUAUCCUCGAGCUCCUCGCAGACGAUGUCAAUGACUCCACCACUCAGUCGGUUCCGCAGACGUUGCAGAAGCAGAUCGCCGGCAUAGUCACCAAUUGUACCGGCGUCGUGGUGGAUAUUGAGCAGACGCUGGAGAAGCAUGAGGGGGGUAAGUUGAACAAGGCUGCGAAGUGGGUUGCGAGUGGUAAGAGGGAUGUUGCAAAGUUGCAAUUGAGUUUGGAGGCGCAUAAGUCGGCGCUGGAGAUUGCGUUGGACAUGGUGACUCUUACGUUGGCCCGAGAAAUCAAAGCUGACACUACAGAAAUCCUCAAUGACACGUCUGCGAUUAAAGAAGAUACAGCCCAGAUUCUGGCUGAGAUAGUUCGAUUGCAGGAGCAGUUGCCGCGAGACGGGAACCAGCGCAGUGCGGGGUUUAUGCUGGAUAGGUACCUCGAUAACCUUACGAGUUAUGCCGAGACGGUGUGCGACACAUACUUAGACGGAAGUGAUGGGUCGAGGCCAAUAUCUCGAGCAGGGAGCAGUGGUGAAGACGGGCCAGUCAAUGAAAAUGAGUCUGCUCUCCGAGUAAUCUCGCCUUCACUCUUAAAGCUAGAUUUAGAGAACUAUGACGAAGGGAAAGAGAGGGAGGCUGCCGUUGCCCGUUUAAAGGCACUCGAACCACGAGUCAAGUCUACUCGAACCGAGAUUGAAGCUUCUAAAGCCCGUGAAAGAGAAUUACAGCGCCAAUUGGAAGCCCUCGACGAUGAAAGGGAAAAAUAUGAUCCCUGUGCUAGUGCCCAAGCAACUCAUGAUUUAAAUGGCCAAACCAAGACGGACGGCACUCUCCAUCCCGCGUUUCAAUUGAGCUUUGGCAUAAUAGAGGCGCCCGCGUCGGCGAUUCCGUGUAUGGCGAUUCCGUGUACUGAGACCGUGGAAGAGUUCACUGAAGCCGAUUCUCAUGCCCCGAAUAAGUUUACCGAUUUCCUGCGAGAGCGUGAAAAGCAGCGGAAAAUAAACUGGGCUGAAGCGCUCAGAAAAGAUGAAAGCAUCUAG